AUGCAAGGCAUCAAUGUUGAGGCUGCUGUAUGGGUAACCAAAGCAAAUUUGUUGCACCGGAAUCCCACAACAUUAAGACUUCAGCUUGAAUUUCCCAGUUCUUCAGCUGUGAAUGAUAUAUUUUCCCCUAUAUUCUAUCCCAAUGGAAUUCGUGAUGAUACAAAAUUGUUCAUGAAUGAUUUUCAACCGAAGAUUCUUCGCGCUAUCUUUUUUAACAAACAAUCUCUUACUCUUGACCAAUAUUCCUUCAAUUAUGGAUCGUCACUCACUGGGAUGCUUUGGGGCAUGAAAAGUGUCAAUGAUUCAUCUAUUGCACUAUCUGCAAUUCUGGUGCGAUUUCUUCUUUCAGACGACACCGAGUUUGUUCCCAUUGGCAAAAAUUCACAAUCAAACUAUAAAAAGAACUUCUACUCGUAUUGUGCAUUCUUAAAUGGCUCAAAAGGCACCAACUAUAUCAAGCAGCUCUAUUCCUUUUUCAAUCAGCGUGUUUUUCUGGGAAUGCCAUCAGCAGCAGUAUGUUCCACAAAUGAUGACCACGAAGAUGAUGCGGUUACUCGGGCAUUGCUGGCAAUCAGACUUGCUGAUUCACGGCCUGCGGAUACAUCAUCACUUCCCAGCAUUCCGAUUAAUAUUGACACAGAUUUGAUUCCCACUCAAUUCACCACAAUGGAGGUUGAACAUAUAGACGAAAGCUGGCCUCCUGAGGACAAUUUAACUGAGAUUCCUCAGAACAUGAGCAAUGGUAAUGUUCAGGAUCAUGGUCAGGGUCGGGGUCGGGGCAGGAGUUGGGGUCAAGGCCAGGGUCGCAGUCACAGUGAUAGUCAAAUCCAAAGUCAAGAGGCAUCAGUACCAGCUCCAGUCCACACCACACAGAACCAGAAACAGGUAGUAUAG
Molecule: messenger RNA, 894 nt
Organism: Lentinula edodes (shiitake mushroom)
Lineage: Eukaryota; Fungi; Basidiomycota; Agaricomycetes; Agaricales; Omphalotaceae
Exons: 4
Coding region: 1-894 (297 amino acids)
Source: RefSeq, a predicted model, not a curated record